CUCUAGAUCGUGCUGUUAUGGCAGUUCAGUUAAUAUUCUUAAUUGAUACUAAAAUGAACUAUAAUAGAAGAUUUGGAUUCUUAAAGCUUACACCAAAGUGUGUAAAUGCAGAGUUUCCAAAAACCUUCCAGUUAUCUCAGGAACAGUUGGAUUUUUUCGCGGACAAUGGCUAUUUAGUUAUAAAGAACCUAAUUGACUUUGGAUCGUUGAACAGCUAUAGAAAACGCUUUAGUGAAAUAUGCGACGGUUCAGCACCUCGUGGAAUAGUGACCAUCGUCAAGGAACCGAAGUUGAUCAAAGAAGCAAAGACGCUAGAAGAUUGUGUUAAUAAGAUGCAAGACAUCAUCGAUGAUGAGGUAUUCGCGACGUACGUAGAGAACCCAGGUCUCCUGGACGUGGUGUCCCAGCUCAUUGGUGACAACAUAUCUGCUGUGCACACCAUGGUCAUCAACAAGCCUCCUGGUACGGGUCGACAUCCUCCGCAUCAGGACCUGUACUACUUCCCCUUCAGACCAGCAGAGAAGAUCGUAACAACCUGGACGGCCAUAGACGAGGUGACCAUAGAGAAUGGAUGCCUGUACGUCCUGCCUGGGAGUCAUAAAGGCGACCUGCAUAGACAUGGGUAUCCUGAAAAAUUCGAUCAGUUAUUCCACUGGAUCAUGGACGAAGACAAAGUAGCCCCAGAACACAAGCGAGUUGACCUGGUCAUGGGUCCAGGGGACACAGUAUUCUUCCAAUCUGGUCUGGUGCACGGUUCCAGGCCUAAUGUGUCAAAGGUUUACCGCAAAAUCAUAUCGUGCCACUACGCCAGCGGUGACUGCCACUACAUUGAUUUAACUGGCACCAUACAGCAGAAAAUUGCUGACGAAAUAGUUGCAGUAUUUAAAAAGCGAGGCGUGGAUCUCACUUAUGAGGAAAUGUGGCGUCACAAAAGUAAACAAGUGAAACCUACAAAAUCUAAUUUGUGAAUAUAAUUAAAUAAUUUGUUACAUGAAUAUUAAACCAUAUUAAAGUGAAUGUAUUACCAGUGUGGAAAAUAAAGCAAUCUUAUAAUAA
Molecule: messenger RNA, 1056 nt
Organism: Ostrinia nubilalis (European corn borer)
Lineage: Eukaryota; Metazoa; Arthropoda; Insecta; Lepidoptera; Crambidae
Product: probable phytanoyl-CoA dioxygenase
Exons: 8
Coding region: 18-968 (316 amino acids)
Biological process (GO): fatty acid alpha-oxidation
Molecular function (GO): phytanoyl-CoA dioxygenase activity
Source: RefSeq, a predicted model, not a curated record